GAACACCAUCAGCUCCACAUUACUCUGUUAUUAGAUUAAAGGGGUUUCUCUAAAGGAGCCUCUAUCUCAGGGUCCCACAGAGAGGUGCAUUGUGGGACAGUUUGUGCUUUCACCCUCUUUACAUCUGAGGGUCCGUCCCCCAUCAUGUCUCUGAGGCUGCUGCCCGGCUUCAUGGAUAACGACGACGACGACGAUGGGAACUUCACAAAGUGGAUGAGCAGCUACUGGGGCCACGGGGCCGAGGCAGGCAAGACCCGGGACCGGAGGAGCAGCUUUAAGAGGAUCAAGACCCCCGGAGACAGGAGAGCAUCGCUGCCCACCGUGUCUCAGUUAGACGCCAUGCAUCGAAUCCAUGCUGCAGCCAUCUCUUCCUCCUCAGGCCACGGGAAAUCAAGGGAGGAGAAGGGGGAGGUCAGGGGUGAGAUUAAGGGGGAGGUGAGGCAGCACCAGAGAGCUCGCCGAGCCUCCUCAGACGACAACACCCGGUCCAAAACACCGGUACCAGAGAACCGGAUCAGCACCAUCCCCGAGCUCACCGAGUACUUCGAGAGGAGGCUGCAGCUGAGGGACACGAGGAGCGAGGCCCCGGAUGAUGAGGACAGGUUGUGUCCACUCUGUCAGGAGGAGAUGCUGAGGAGCGGGGAGAAAUCUCUGGUCUGUAAACACCGCUGCCCCAAAGAGGGGUCCUAUCGGGGGGAGCAGUGUCGGCCCCACAGCGGCAGCGAGGCGACGGCCUGUCAGGUGACGAGGCCCUCAGAGGAGAGGAGGAGGUCUGAGGACGGACAAAUCUCCUCUCAGAGGGAACCACACACAUUCUGCAGGAAACUGUCCCUGAGGAGACAUCGCUGAUAUCACUGUGAG
This is a messenger RNA of Eleginops maclovinus (Patagonian blennie), 861 nucleotides long. RefSeq names its product leukemia NUP98 fusion partner 1 (gene lnp1). The record is from RefSeq and is a predicted model, not a curated record. NCBI's taxonomy places the organism in Eukaryota, Metazoa, Chordata, Actinopteri, Perciformes, Eleginopidae. Bases 145 to 849 code for a protein of 234 amino acids. The transcript has 4 exons.